Molecule: messenger RNA, 6825 nt
Organism: Pocillopora meandrina
Lineage: Eukaryota; Metazoa; Cnidaria; Anthozoa; Scleractinia; Pocilloporidae
Source: the annotation of a GenBank genome assembly
AUGACUGAAUACAAACUGGUGGUGGUUGGAGGUAAUCAGAUUCUGGUGCUCUCCAUCGAUGGAACGUUUGAUCUUUCAAUGUCUGUUUGAACCGAUUGCGCUGAACAUUUGAUCCUUCCAACCUAAUUCUGCGCUUUUGUUCCUCUUGCAGCCGGCGGUGUUGGGAAAAGUGCGUUGACUAUACAACUCAUUCAAAAUCAGUAAGUGUCUGUCUAUUGAAGAACCAGUUCGUGCACAGUUUAACUUGUUGUUCUGUUUGGAAGUUGUGUUGUGGCGAAUUAUGCAAGGGUUGAGUGUAGUUACAUUCAAGCGGGACUCAUUUACGCCCCGGGAUGAAUUUUAAUUCAGAAUAUUUCACCGAGUCGUUCGAUUUUGGAAGUACUGUAAACUUCGAUUUAAAUUUGCAUGUCGUAUUGAGUUCUUUCCCUCAAAAUCGUUGUAGCGUGAGUCGGUACAUGUUACUUCUAACAAACAACAAGCUUUUGAAGGCAACUUACCUGUAAAUUCAACUUUAUCAGACGCUCCCCGAUAAAUUCGAUCGAACAACAGCAUUUUGCAAAAUCGUACUAUUUACUACAAGUCCACAAGCCUUCAUUUGAUUUCAUAUCAAACGAUUGAUGUUUUGCAAACAUGUGUUUAAACCUCCCCUUCAUCGUAUGAAUUAUUGUAUUCGCCCUUGUUAGCUGAAACAGGAACUCUUCGCUAAGACUGUGUGCGGAGUAGGGUAAUUUUGAAUUCUCUCACUUAGUCUAGAAAGCUUCUUUCUUUCUUUCUCUCGUAAGUAAAUUUGGUUAAAGAGUAAUCCAUAUGGUUAUUUCAUGAGCAUAUUUGGGCCUUUCGGUUUUAUUCCAUUAUAGUAGGGGAGUUGUUGAUGUACAUGUGAAAAGUUUACUGUAUACCAUGGGAGGGGAGAGUAAAAAGGGUGUGGACACAAAUUUCAAGGUGGGGUAUAGAGUUAUGAGUUCGGGGUAGACUAAGACAGAGGUGAAUUUUUUUAAUCAUACUUAUUAACAAAAAUAAAUAGGACAAGUAGAGCAAGAAUAUGCAUAUGUUUUACAUUAUAUGCUCAUUGUUUAAUUUCUACAAACAGAACUUUGACUAAUGAAGGACAUUAGCUGGCAUUUAUGCCCCUCUUUAUAAAUAUUUCUGGCAGUAAAAAGGUCACCUAGUAGCAGUGAAUGUCAUUUUAAUAUUUUCUAAUUUAUAUUUUUUUCAUGCUCUGAUUUUUAGAGGGCAAUGCAGAAAUAGCACUCUAUUAUAAUUUUCUGUUCAUAAGUCCCCCUCUAUUAUGGGCCCAUCUGCUUGUAAACAAAAAAAAUACAACCAUUAUAACCCCCCCUCACCUUGUGGCUUUUGUUAUUCUUUUUUUAACAGCAAAGCAGAAAGUGUCACUGAUAUGAAUUAGACGUUAGAAUUUUAAUUUUGAGAGGGCAAAAAUGAUUCUCAAGGGAAAUGUCUGACCUUCCAUUGUUGUUUUCCAGUUUUGUUCCUGUUGUCUGUUUUAAUUCUGUUCCAAUCUAUUGAAAUGUAGUUAUUGUAAAUCACAUUUUGAGGCUUACUUAAACAACCAGUAAAUGCAAAGUGUACACAAUGUAUUUUGUUCGGUAUCAUUAUAGCUCAUUUCGAAAUGCUUUUUCUAUUUCGGUUCAGGGCGUGAAAUUGUGCUUAAUACAGGUGCCAAUGUGACUAAAUUUUUCACUUUGGCGAGCAAAUCCUGAAAAUUAGUCGCCAAAUUGGCGACUAGAAUGUUUCAUCAUAACCUUACCUAGAGAUAUAGUGAAUUAAAAAGAUUUGCAAAGACAAAUCCGUGGCAAACUUCCUUGUUAAGUUUGUUUCCAAAACGCAGCAGAUGCAUCUUAAUCGAUAACUAGAUGCCAUCUUGGAUUUAGGUGUGCUUAAACAUUGCAUAUUAUCCAUCCUAGUGUCCCCUUAGUAGCACGUGAAAGAUCUUUUCCCUUACAUAAUUUCUAGAACGAUGACAGCAUAAAAAAAAAAAAGGUUUUGUUAGUCUUUCAAAAUGGCGACCAACUUUUUUUGAAUUGGCUACCACUUUGAUGAAUUUAGGAGCCAAGUGGCUAUUAGAAAAAAAAAUUAAUUUCAUGCCCUGCGGUUAUCAGUCCUCUUCAAGUUAGAUGUAAGCUGCUUCAUUCUAUAGUUAAGUGAAUUUACACAUUUUUUUUUUUACUUUUAGCUUUGUAGAUGAAUACGACCCAACAAUUGGUGAGUAAAGACUGUGUUGAAAAUUUUGAUAUACAUCUGCUUGCCCAAGGUGUUUGUGUGUUUUCUCAACAUUGCUCCAUGUGUAUACAGUAGAGCCUUAUUGGCUCAAAGUCGGUUAAAUUCUUUCCUCAAUUUAAUGGGAACUCCCUUAAAACUUGUUUAUGUUAAAGCUGUAAAUUUAAAUUUGUGCAUUUCUUGUACAGGUAUAAACUACAGCUUUAUACUAAAUAAAUAUUUCCUUUGCUGCAGAGGAUUCUUACAGAAAACAAGUUGUCAUAGAUGGGGAAACAUGUUUAUUGGUGAGUUUGAAUGUGCUUGUAUUGUUCAGUGCAUCAAGACUGAGAUCAAUUGUAAGACCUUUUUGAUAACUCAAAGUGAAAUUUUACAUGUAAAUGUCUUCUAUUUAGAUUAAUGGAUAACCUAUUUAACUCCCUUUUCAAAUUUAAGUACAUCAUGAAUUCAAACAUAAAAGAUUGUUUUCUUAUGUGUCUUAUAUUAUGUACUGAUAUGUGUUUCUUAUCUGCCAUUAUUUUGGCUACAUUUUCAACUCCGAAGAUCUCUUUGUCAAUUCUCCCCUUUUGGUGCUUCACAUUUCCUUCAACUUAGUUACAAGAAUUUGGUUGUAGAUCAAGAUAAAAACCUCUACCUGAUAAGUUUGAGUAUUCUCAUUGCCUGGUUGCUGGAUAAUAUAUGGGUAUUUUAGGGAGUAGUUACAUCUUGAUCAAUUCUGGUGGGUAAAGAGUUAAGUGACAGCUCAGAAACGUUCUAUUUUGUGCUAGAGACAUAAAAUUUUUCAAACUUUUUUUUCAUUUAUUUCCUGUUAUUCCUUUAUAGGAUAUUCUAGACACAGCAGGACAAGAAGAAUACAGGUUAUUAUCAAGAUGACAGCUUUAGCAUGAAAUAUAAUACUAUUCUUAGAUGCGGGGACAAACUUAUUUCUCUAAGUCAGAAUUACUCAAAUGCAAUAGCCACCUCAAUCUGAUCAGCUUGAGCAGGAGCCAGACCAUUCCUGUAAUAACAUACAGUCCUUCAAAAUUUGAUCUUCAAUUCUCAAUCUUUGGAUCUUGUGACUUUCAGGGAUUGAGGCAUACAGAUGUACAUGUAUCUGAAUUUUUUUUACCUUAAAAGGUUUUUUGAUAUUCAAGGGUUUCCAAAAAAUGUUUCAAAUCUUUUCCUUGAAACAGCAAAUCAGGAUCCUCAAAGAAUUCUUAGAGUGUCUUGAGACUCAAAACUCAAGCCCCAAAACUGCAGCUUUCGAACUGUGUUCAAGUUUUUCAGGAGACAGAGAAUCAAGUUUUGAAUCUAGAUUGUCAACUUUUGAGUACAUGGGUGGUAUUUGUGCAAGUAAUUCAGAAAUUCUAGCUCUUUUGGGUAAGGCCUACAAAUUCUACACCUAUUAUUCUGCUUGGUCACUGGUUCAUGGUAUCAUAAAACUGAGAAUUUUAUGUUGGAAGUGUGGCUUCUUUUCUGCCAUGGCCAAAACUGCAGCUCAUCAGGGAGGAUCAUACACUUUACACCUUAACAUCAUUAUGCAUAUUCUCCAUACUGUUCUCCAUACAUUUCCAAGGUUCUAACAAGGAGAAAUUGUAAAAACAUCAAGAGCUUUGUUAGUUGCUAAUCAUUUCCUUUAUUAUGGUGACUUUAACAUUUGAUUCAAGGGAUAGAUUGUAAAGAGAAAUUAGAACCUUGUCACUCUUAGGGAUGAAAGGGUUAACUUGACAUAUUAUAUUUUUUUCAUUUUUAGUGCAAUGAGAGAUCAAUAUAUGAGAACUGGAGAAGGAUUUCUUUGCGUCUUUGCAGUCAAUAACAAGAGAUCAUUUGAAGAAAUCCAUGCAUUUAGACAACAGGUACUGUAUACUAUUGUAAAACAUGCGCUGUAAAAAAAAAAAUUGGUUAGUCAUGACACACUCAGUUUGUUCACUGGUGAUACACUCAAGUUAUGUACGAGUUCAAUUUAUUUUUAAGGCUUUUCACAAAUGCACUUAUUGUAAAACAUCAAUGUGAGGAUGAUUUCCUUUGACUCAUUCCCAAUGUUUAUUGAUGUACAUUGAAUUUGUUGAGAGCAUCAUUCAAUUUUCCUUUCCAAAUCAUUUUUUAAUUUCAAAUUUGUUCUCUCCCUACACAGAUUAAAAGAGUGAAAGAUGCAGAUGAAGUCCCCAUGGUUUGUAAGUAGUCAAAAGAAUUCUCGGUUUUAAAUAAAAAAAUAACUCCAAGUCAGCCCUGCAUUGUGUGUAUGAUUUGUCUGAGGUCAUUUCAAUCAGAAACAUUGCAAAAAAACAAACAAGCUCACAAUGCUUGAAUAAUGAAGAGAUCUCAUAUGAGGUGUGGUUUAUCAUGCACUGUAAAAUUCCUUCGUUGCUUAACCUUUUAAACCCAAGCGACUGUCAUCUAAUUUCUCUCACAAUAAUACUGCCAAAUCAUUCAAGCUAAGAAAUGGUGACCAUUCAACAAAUUAUCCUCAUCUUUGCUCAAAUAAAUGUGUGGAGAAGGGGAAAAAUAGGGAUACUGAUAUUAGGAUAUGAAAGGUUAAUCUAAGCAAGUACAUGGUGUACAAUCUUCAUUCAUCCACUCUGUAUAUGAACAGAGACACAUGAAAGAGCUGCUCAGCUACUGUGGUACGAGGUGUUCCCUUUCAUGGUCGCAUCAAUAGAAUUGGAUCACAACAGCUUGUCAUAGGGGUAAAAAAUUGACACAGGAAUGGAUACAUGCACAUGUAUGUAUGUACCUGUGCUUGCCUUUUCCCUGUACAUUGUGGUCUUUGAAGGCAAAAGGGUCAAUCCAUGUAAUUUCCUCUCGUAAGUAGAGAUAUUAGCCAUUUCACAUUUUACUCAUUUUUAAUUCAUGUUAUGUUAUUCUUUGUAGUGGUUGGAAACAAGUGUGAUCUUCAAAGGACUGUAAUGCCAGCAGAAGCAUACGACUUAGCAACAAGUUAUGGAAUUCCAUUUAUAGAGACAUCAGCUAAGACAAGACAAGGAGUUGAGGAUGCCUUUUACACUUUAGUCAGAGAAAUCAGACGGGAUGUAAGUGACUUUAAUUUCAGAAAUUAUUUUCUUUGUUUUAGGCUGUUUAUACAUGUAAAUAUAACCUAAACUUUCUGUUUUUUAUUAUUAUCUUACAGAAAGGAAAGAAACCAGUGAACGCUCCUAAAAAGAAGAAAAAAUGUAUAAUCUUGUAAUGUUUUUUCAUUUCUUAUUUGUUCAGUUAACAGCUCAGUAAAUUUAGUCCCUUCAAAGUAUUGUAAGUUUUCUCAUAGAAGAUUAUACAUAUCCAACCAUCAUGAAUCAGUCAGUGGAAGAAGGCUGAGCUGAUUUGUGUGUGUAGGCCUCACUACUCCUUCCAACCCAUUGUAAGCAUUGACUCCUUGGUGAAAGUAAAAGGUACCUUAAGUUUGGAGAAUAGUUUAAAACAAAUUCAAAUUGCAUAGCCAAGAAGUUUGACAAGAUUGAAGGAGAGACUUCAAACUUUGUAGUGAUUUCACAGAGGUUAUUUUUUCUUUUUUGGAGCUGUAAGAUUUAUAAUGGCUGAAUUUGACUCAGUUCCUGUUGUAAAACUUACAGUAGUGUGACUUGUAGAAAAUUUUAAAAAUUUAUUUAUUGAUAUUUUAAAGACAAUUAACCAAUAAUAAAACAGAACUGCUGCAUUUUUUGUGAGAUUUGAAGGAGAUAAAGCAAUGUGUAUUACAAUUUUUUUUUGUUUGUUUUUACUGUUGAAGAAUGUGACUAUAAAUUCAAAGCAAAAUAGAUCUGUCACCAGAAUUGACUGUAAACUUGCAAACAAAUAAUUCCGUUUGCAUGUACAUGCCAAUGGUAUUUUUCAGGGGAAAUGUUCUGAUGUUGUGGGAGAGGUCAGCCAGAGGUUUCUGCAGGUCAGAAACAUUUUGCAUUUGAGGAUAAUAGUAAAUGAAUGACUGAUAACCAUACGCAUGUACUUGCAGGGUAUACAUAAAAAUAAGGUGACAGUGAUUUUCCCUUGGAUUCAUUGAUAAACUCUUUGUACACCAAGGUGUUGCUCAGCUUCCAUAAACAGCUUGUUAGUCAUUUUUAGCAGUAAAUUGAAGGCUUCAAAGAGAGGGUCACUUAGUAGAACAUUUAUUGCAAUUACUAUGCAAUGUGAAGACUAAUGGAGUUAGGUUGUAUUCUGUAACGUGUUGGUUGACCACAGCAGUCAAAUAUCAGGCAUGAGCCAGUGGACAGCUAGAAAACAUAAGAAAUGACUGCUUUCAUGCAAAACGUAGGGGAAAAAGUGUUCUUAGAAAUCUGUAAAGAGAUGUUGAGACUCUCAAAAAGGGAGCUAACUUCACAUCAGCUGUGUUGUUGAAUUUGCCUGGAAGCACUUCUGUUACUCAUUAAAAUAUUGUCACGUGUGGAGAUGUUUGACUGCUGGGUUCCAUUUUAAGUGAAUUGACUGAUCAUGUGACUCUUCCCCUGUCUGUACAGUAGACUCCUUAUUUUACAAUCAAACCUUUUUAUAGGGCACCCAAGAAUUUCAUUUUGAUAAGCCAGUUGGAGGUUCUCAUAGGCUAAGUAACUCAAGUGGCAAAGUUGUUAGAGAUGCUGGCUCAUCUAAAACAGGCCUGGGCUGUUGCACUUGUGAGAGCUUGUUCUG